ACUCCUUACAGGCUGACCUGCUUGCAGAUGGAUGUAGCCGCAGCUCGAGAAUGCAUCAGGCAGGGUGCAGAUGUGAACGUGCAGGGCGAGUAUGCGCUGACGGCUCUGCACGUGCUGAGCGCGGUGGACGGGUACGAGGAGCUGAUCGAAGAGCUGAUCAAGGCUGGAGGCGACGUGAACGCGAGGGACUCCGUGGGACAGACGCCACUGCAUGACGCGGUCAGAUUCCGGUCGGCCAACGACACGCGAUCGGUGAAGACUGUGAAGCUGCUGUUGAAGGCGGGGGCAGAUGUUAACGCCACGUCCUCCUUCAAUGAUUCGGUCGUCGACUACGCCGAG
Molecule: messenger RNA, 339 nt
Organism: Guillardia theta CCMP2712
Lineage: Eukaryota; Cryptophyceae; Pyrenomonadales; Geminigeraceae
Exons: 2
Cellular component (GO): cytoplasm; nucleus
Molecular function (GO): protein binding
Source: RefSeq, a predicted model, not a curated record